AUGGGCAAACGGAGCAAGGCAUUCGACGAAAUUGCCGCUUUGGCAAAACAGCGAAUAAUGAUCAUAGAUGGCGCUUUGGGAACAAUGAUACAACGAGAGCAUUUGGAAGAGAAGGAUUUUCGAAAUGAAGCUCUCAAAGAUCAUCCAAAACCUUUAAAAGGUAACAAUGACCUCUUGUCAAUAACUCGUCCGGAUAUCAUUUACAAGAUUUAUAAACUCCACCUGGAUGCUGGAGCAGACUUUAUAGAGACUGCUACUUUUUCUGGAACGACGAUAGCCCAAGCUGAUUAUGGGACGGAGCAUUUAGUCCAUGAAAUGAAUUAUCAAUCAGCUUUGAUCGCUAGACGAGCGUGUGAUACUGUAGAAUUGGAAACAAGCAGAAAAUGUUUUGUGUGUGGAGGGAUUGGACCAACGAAUAAAACUUUGUCUAUUUCGCCAUCAGUGGAGAAGCCAGAGAUGAGAAAUAUCACAUUCCAGGAACUUGUAAAAGCUUAUGGGGAACAAGCGAGGGCAUUGUUGGAAGGUGGUGUAGAUGUUCUACUAGUUGAAACUGUAUUCGAUACUGCUAAUGCAAAAGCUGCUCUAUUUGCCAUUAGAAGCUUAUUUGAAGAUGAAGAAAUAAUGGAAGUACCUGUAUUCCUUUCCGCCACCAUUGUUGACCUUUCUGGCAGAACUCUGUCAGGACAAACUGGAGAAGCUUUUUUAGUGUCUACCAGACAGGGAAAACCGUCAGCGGUAGGAUUGAAUUGUGCACUUGGAGCCAAAGACAUGAGACCAUUCAUCGAAGCUAUGGCAAACUUCUCCGAAGCCCUCAUAAUUUGCUAUCCAAAUGCGGGUAAGUUCUUUUAUUCUCAUUCUCACUGA
Molecule: messenger RNA, 864 nt
Organism: Cylicocyclus nassatus
Lineage: Eukaryota; Metazoa; Nematoda; Chromadorea; Rhabditida; Strongylidae
Source: the annotation of a GenBank genome assembly